GGCGAGCUCACCGUCCUUCUCGACGACGUCCUCGUCUAACUCCUCUCCAAUCAUGUCGAACACGAUCGCAUUAUACCCGCUCUCAAACUUCACCUUUAGCACGAAGGAGGCGCAGCCCGAAGAAGACCCAUCUGUGUCUGCGCGCCUGCAGCGUCUGCAGAACAACUAUGAGGACUUCGGUAUGCGGCGAACGGUCGAAGGAAUCCUCGUUGUGCACGACCACGGGCACCCCCACAUCCUCAUGCUCCAAAUUGCCAACGCGUUCUUCAAAUUGCCCGGGGACUACCUCAAGCCGGGCGAGGACGAGAUUGAAGGCUUGAAGAAGCGCCUGGACGACCGCCUUGCGCCACCCACGGACUCGAAGCAGUUCAACGCGUCGCACGGCGUGGACAACGAGUGGGAGAUUGGAGACUGCCUCGCGCAGUGGUGGCGGCCGAACUUCGAGACGUUCAUGUACCCCUUCAUUCCCGCGCACAUCACGAAGCCGAAAGAGUGCAAGAAGCUCUUUUUGGUGCAAAUGCCCGAACGCAAGGUCCUGGCCGUACCGAAGAACAUGAAGCUCCUUGCAAUCCCCCUGUUCGAGCUGUACGAUAACGCAGCGAGAUACGGGCCUCAACUAUCUGCCAUCCCUCAUCUCCUCUCUCGGUACAACUUUAUUUACCAGUAGAGCGGCGAGGAUCAAAAGUCCCGCUCAUCCCUCCCUCCCUAUCGUCGCUCGUAGCCUCCCGGAACCCCUCCUAAUUGGUCGCCCGUUCUGCAUCCCUCUGUCGUGUCUGUGGUUCCGCUCGCUGUCAAUAGAUCGCUGUCAGAAUUGUACUACCGCGCUCGCUGAGCCUUUUGUGUAUUAGUCGCCUUGCAUAUGGAAGAAUAGUUCAGUACGUC
Molecule: messenger RNA, 882 nt
Organism: Trametes versicolor FP-101664 SS1
Lineage: Eukaryota; Fungi; Basidiomycota; Agaricomycetes; Polyporales; Polyporaceae
Product: cleavage and polyadenylation specific factor 5
Exons: 8
Coding region: 53-667 (204 amino acids)
Cellular component (GO): mRNA cleavage factor complex
Molecular function (GO): mRNA binding
Source: RefSeq, a predicted model, not a curated record